Cladocopium goreaui is the source of this 1288-nucleotide messenger RNA. NCBI's taxonomy places the organism in Eukaryota, Dinophyceae, Suessiales, Symbiodiniaceae. The record is from the annotation of a GenBank genome assembly.
UGUGGCGCGACAAAGCAUUUCGCGCCCGGUGAUUCUGCAUGGCGGCCUGCAAAACGCAUGCGUCGCCGCCUGGAAAAAUGGUCUCAAGGUUGGGUCACCCCUGCCAACCGCCAGCCGCGGCAGAGGACAGGGGCGCCUAGAGAUGGUUUCAAUAGCAGCCUCUCUUCUGAGGCUGUAGGCCAUGAUGCAAGUCAGACAUCCGUUUCCAUCUCCAGCUCGAGCCAGGAUGCGGUGUUUCACUGCCACACGGAGCCAACCUUCAGGGCUGCAGAGGUCGAAGCGACGGUCCGAUUCGUUCAGGCAAUGUAUUGUUUGUACCCUGCCAAGAUGUGGGCCAAUCAGGAAGACUCGCAACAUGUGGAGCCAUCAUUCCUGCCAUGCAGCAUCCAGAUGGCCAAGGAGGCGUUGCAUCUCCAGAAUGACUUCAAGAAGGUCAUGAGCAUUCACCUGAACAAGGUGACUGAUGUGGCACUUCUCCAGGGUCAAGCUGAGGAAGCCGACUCGUCUGCGAUUCCACUCUGGCUUUCAGCUCCAUCCCCUGUCAACCGUCGAACGCCGGAGCUGGCAUCUGAAGAUACCGAUCUUUCUGAGCUCUUCUUGUGGGAUCUGCCGCCCAUACCUUUUGGUCAGCUGCCAACCUGUGAGCCCAGCUUGCCAAGUCGCUGGCAAGUCCCCCAGAAGGUUCCGGCCGGACGCUGGGUACAGGGGCGGCCUUUGGGUGACUUUGACCGCUCCAACGUCCAGCUGGACGAUCUGAUCUCCUUAGGGUUAUUGCCGUUGCAUCCCUGCAUGGGCAGGUUGCCCCUCCCAUCUCCAGUGGCACGUUCAGAGCACGAGGGGUAUUUGGUGGACACCUGCGCCUGGGUUCAGCGGGCCAAGCAGUCAAACCCUCCCGAGAUGAAGUCCCUCCUGGUGAUAUGGGUGGGCACUUCGGUGGAGAUGGCUCGCAGUUCGGGACGCGGCUGUCGCCUUCGACAGGAGGGCGUUCCGACAGUUUUAGCUUUUUCUGGGGCCACGGAGGCCUCUGAACAGAGAAAGGAAAUCCUUCGAUGCCGCGCAGAAGUGCUCGGAUUGUGGUGAUAUUUUCCUGUUGUCUUGGAGCAAAUCCAAAGUGAUUGCCCAGAGGCAAGAGGAAAAUCAAGACAGACAUUUCAAAACGAUGCUAUAGGGUCAAAACGACCUUUGUACAUAGAAUCAAGGAUGCAUCACAAUCUCGUCAAAAUCUCAUGGAACCGCAUCACGCCCCCGGCAUCAGAGCUGUUGUAAGCUAAUCCGUGGAUUGAUCGCC